Galeopterus variegatus (Sunda flying lemur) is the source of this 930-nucleotide messenger RNA. It is a transcript of the gene PPP1R35, whose product is annotated as protein phosphatase 1, regulatory subunit 35. Gene Ontology annotation, molecular function: phosphatase binding. The transcript is spliced from 5 exons. Bases 49 to 849 code for a protein of 266 amino acids. Gene Ontology annotation, biological process: negative regulation of phosphatase activity. Lineage: Eukaryota; Metazoa; Chordata; Mammalia; Dermoptera; Cynocephalidae. The record is from RefSeq and is a predicted model, not a curated record.
GUGAUCCUUGGCACGCCACCAUCACCGCCCUCCUGCAGUAACUCCGAGAUGAUGGGCUGUGGGGAGUCAGAGCUGGAAUCGGUGGAAGGGGAAGAGGGCGUGGCGGCGCCGGGUUCACCCCCAGAACCCCGAGCCGCGGAACCUCGAGCCCCAUUGCCCGAGCCCGGCCUGGACCUGAGCCUGAGUCCGCGGCCCGACAGCCCCGAGCUGCGGAAUGGCAGCCCCGGCCGGCGGAAGGGGAGGGCGGAGCGGCGGGGCGGGACUCGCAAGGGGCGGCAGGUCCGUUUCCGCCUGGCGCCGCCCUCCCCCGUCCGGUCCGAGCCGCUGCCGGCGGCCGCUGCACCGAGCAACAAGUCCGCGGCCCCGCACGAGCUAGAAGCGCCCGCGCUGCACAGCAGCCUGGCCUUGAGCCUCCAGCUGCAGGCGGCGCGGGCCGCAGCCGAGGCCGAGGGUCCGUUUGAUGCCGCCAAGGCCGUGGAAGAACAGCUGAGGAAAUCUUUCCAGAUCCGUAGUAUCCUGGAGGAAAGCAUGACCGUGGGGCUGAACGUGCCGCGCUCCAAGCGGCUCUUCCAGGACCUGGUGAGCCUGCAGGUGCCAGAGAAACAGGUUCUGAACGCUGCGCUGAGGGAGAGGUUGGCGCUUCUGCCACUGCAGGCCCGAGCCCCGCCCCCAAAGGAUCCACCUGGGCCAGGGCCAGACAUGACCAUCCUGUGUGACCCAGAAACACUAUUUUAUGAAUCUCCACACUUGAUCCUGGACGGUCUGCUCCCUCUUCGGCUUAAACUCCGGACCCGCCCUUCAGAGGAUAGCUUCCUCAUGCAUCGGACACUCAGGCGAUGGGAGGCUUAGACUUCAAAGCCCCCCGGAUUGUUAGUUUUUACUUUUGUGCUUUAAAACUAUUUUUCAGAAUAAAGUGGUUUUGCUAACAAA